AUGAUGGGUCACUUAUCUGUCAAACCUUCAUGCCAUAAAUUGCAUGAAGUUUUAAGUCACUUGAACGGACCCGUGCACGAUCUUUUUUCAACAACUAGCUUCGGUUACUUGUUGGACCUACCAGCUCAGUCCGGAGACGGACUUCUUAUUCAUGGGUUGUUACUGCAUAUGUUGCGUCCUACUGCUGAACGCCGAUAUUUUAGGUUUUCUAGACGUACACUAUCAUUUUGGCCAGAGGAGUUUUGCCUUGUGACCGGACUUUACAUGGGUCGGUGUCCUAAAUCAAGGAUCAAAUUUUCAACCAUGUAUAAACACGGAUAUGGUGAAAAUACAUUUCGGUCCAGAGUCUUCCCAUAUUGCACGAACGCUUCUUUAGUUGUAAUAUUUAGAGCUCCUUAUCUUGAAUCAAUGGUUCAAUGA
Molecule: messenger RNA, 420 nt
Organism: Lactuca saligna
Lineage: Eukaryota; Viridiplantae; Streptophyta; Magnoliopsida; Asterales; Asteraceae
Source: the annotation of a GenBank genome assembly